AUGGAUGACGGUGGGCUGAAAGUUGAUGCGAAUUUGGAAACUCCUCCAAAAGAAAAUAAAGAGCUGUCUGUAUUGCAGGCGAUUAUUGACAACAGUAGCUGCGAUGUUAGCACUCAAACUAUUAAUAUAAGUUCUGACAGUUGUGUUACGCAAUUCACUGCACCUGCAGAUAUACUCAAUCAAGGGGUAAAUAUCUCGAACAGGCCUAGCAGUAGAAGUAAAAGGUCGUCUUUCAGAUUGUUCAUUGUACCAGACGAUCCUGACAGUGAUGCGUUUCACGACUCAGGGCUACGAUUAUCUUUUGACAAAGAACGCCAUGGGAGUAAUGGCCAGUCACUGCGUUUCUCCGUAACAUCGAAUGAAUGGAAUGAAUAAAUUGAAACUACAGAACCUUUGUAUGAUUCUAAGAAUAUCAGAAAAACCAAAAGAAGUAACAAUACAUUUAAACAGAACGAACGCACCAGGAAAGGUACGGCUUCAUCUGUCAGUUUAGAGAAAGGCAAUAGUGAUGAACCGAUCGACCACCAACUCAUACAUUCUAUAAAUCCUAGUGUACUUGCUUGGUUAAAGUUAAAGAAUUUUGAAGAGCGUGAAAAGCGAAGGCUUAAGAAGCAGGAAAGGAAGGAGCUAAGGCGGCAUGCAUAUGAAGAAGUUGAAAAAAGACAAAAGCGCAUUGAGGAAAGUGAAAAGCAGUUUGCACAGUGGUUGAUUGCUAAGAAGAAAGAAGCAAGGCGUGUAUGGAGAGAAAAACGCGCGAGGAAAAGAGUGGAUACGGUGGAAAAUGAAGACACAAUUAGGAAGGACAACGAUACUCCUCCUAACUACAUCGUUGUCCCAACGUUUAAAGGUGUCCAAGCGUGGGUGGGAGAAGAGGAGGUUUCACUUAAUAAUGGAAAAACAAGUAAAAGGUUGCAGGCACAACUGAAAACCUAUAAUCCAGAACAGUCUCCCAAUGAUAAUGUAGCAGAAAAUGAUCCAUCAGACCAGGCUAGUUUGGAUAAAGACAAUGGUGAACACUAUAACAAAAGACCUGCAACUGCUCAUAGUAGGCUACUGUCAGUUAAUGGUAGGAAUAGUAAACUCUCAAAGAGAAAUACCCAAGAGAAAUGGCCGAAACAGGAAAGCAAUUACAAUAAAAGACCCGGUACAUCGGGCGGACUACCUACAAGUAGCACGGAUACUAUGGUUGAUAAAGAAAUAAAAGGGAUAACCCAUGAAGCGUGGGUGGUGCAGAAACGAAAAGAAGAGAAAUCGAAAAGGCCAAAAACUGCGCAUGCAUCACACCUCAAUUUUGAAGAUGGUCAAAAACCCACCAAAAAAUCGAUCACGUUUGAAGCAUGGAAGGUACAAAAGCGACAAGAAAGCAAAAAGAAAGCGAAACUGAAGAAACGAGAAGUCGUCGAUGAUACUCUCACUGAAGCAAUAAUAAAAACUGCGAGGAAAAGAGUAGAAAAUUCAUGCAAAGAGAAACGACGGCUGGAUACAGGCAUGCCAAAGUGGCAAGCUAGAAAUAGAGUAAGAACUAGUGGCGCAGAGAAAAACGCCAGCAUUUCAAAUACGCCUCAUAGUAAGUACGCAGUAAUUCAAUUGGUGGGGAAUGAACAGGAUAAUCAUGAAACGCAAGAAGCAAGUACUCAGGCAAAAGAAGUUGCAGCAUUACGGAAAUCCUGUGCAAAUUUAAAGUUGCACUGA
This is a messenger RNA of Paramuricea clavata, 1692 nucleotides long. The record is from the annotation of a GenBank genome assembly. NCBI's taxonomy places the organism in Eukaryota, Metazoa, Cnidaria, Anthozoa, Malacalcyonacea, Plexauridae.